Messenger RNA from Hippocampus comes (tiger tail seahorse), 2091 nucleotides. RefSeq names its product gastrula zinc finger protein XlCGF28.1-like. Gene Ontology annotation, molecular function: RNA polymerase II cis-regulatory region sequence-specific DNA binding; DNA-binding transcription factor activity. Bases 291 to 1847 code for a protein of 518 amino acids. Gene Ontology annotation, cellular component: nucleus. NCBI's taxonomy places the organism in Eukaryota, Metazoa, Chordata, Actinopteri, Syngnathiformes, Syngnathidae. The record is from RefSeq and is a predicted model, not a curated record. The transcript is spliced from 2 exons. Gene Ontology annotation, biological process: regulation of transcription by RNA polymerase II.
AUAAAAAUGUUACGUGGCAUUCGAACGUAGCAUAAGACAUAUUUUACAUUUUUUAAUGCAUCAGACGCACUUUGAUGACGUAAAAUGAAAUGGACGCGCUGUAGCAUGGACGCAAUCCCCCCAACAUUACUUAACUGGUAAUUUUGGGCUUUGGGUGAAGUCGUUUCGGUUCAAGUUGACGCUUCCCUCCAUAGCCCAUCUCGUUUUAGCCCAGUCUAACGUACACUGGCUUGCUCGCCGCUAACAAAGAAACGCGUUUGUGAUCGCUCGGCAAUGGAGAUGGUGUGAAAAUGUGCACAAGUACAACAGGGUACGAGGAGGAACUUGGGGCAAAAAACAACAAAGGCCGACAAUGUUGCCAACUACUCGACACCGUUUGCGAGACGCAGCAGUCAAGAAUUGUGCUUGGCACUCCAGACAAUGGCGAAAAAUACCUUGGUCCUGGGCACCAGGAGACUCCGUCCCUUCCCAUUGGAGGGGAAAAGGAGAAGCAGGAGUCCCCUCACAUGAAAGAAGAAGAGGACCAGAAAGAUGGGCCUCUUCGCAUGAAGGAGGAAGAGCAAGAAGAGAACGUCACCACUUCGCCAUGCGUUGGUAUCCCCCUUAAGAGUGAAGAUGAAUAUGAAGAUCCCAGUGGGGUCAGCGGAGGGGCGGAGCCUCCCAGCAGCAGGAAGUCAAGCGAACGCAUGAUAACAGAAGGUGACGGACAAUCACCAGCAGACGGACUACUUGCGCCUCUGUCAGAGAAUGACGACACAACGUCACACUCUCCUCGCACUCAUGAUAAUGUGGAGUCUGAAGGCCAAAUGAGAUGUCAUGCUGACAGCAAGCACUGCGAACGUUCUCAGAAUGGGAAAACUGUUGGGUCCACAUCUCGUUUGAAAAAGCACCCGAUGUUGCUCAACGGUGAGAAACCUUACACAUGCACGGUUUGUGGUAAAGCGUUUUCUCAGAGCGCAGUCUUAUUGAUACACACAAGAAUGCACAUUGGAGAGAAACCUUUUGCUUGCUCCGUUUGUGGCAAAAGAUUUUCUGCGAGGGGAAAAUUAGAACAACACACAAGAACACACAGUGGCGAGACAGCUUUUGUGUGCUCGUAUUGUGGACAAAGAUUCUCUCAGAAGGCAGAUCUAGAACAGCACGCAAGCGCACACACUGGUUCAAAACCCUACUCGUGCACAUUUUGUGGUAAAUUGUUCUCUCACAAGGCAAUUUUAACGAUACACACACGAACACACACCGGAGAGAAACCGUUUGCAUGCUCAGUUUGUGGCAAAAGCUUCACUCAAAAGGGAAACUUAACCACGCACACAAGAACACACACUGGAGAGAAACCGUUUGUCUGCUCGGUCUGUGGUAAAAGGUUUUCAGUGAAAGGAAAAUUAGCAAUACACACAAGAACACACACUGGAGCUUUUGUCUGCUCAUAUUGUGGUCAAAAAGUCUCUCGCAAGGAAGAUUUAAAACUCCACACGAUGACCCACGUGGGUUGGAAACCUUAUUUGUGUACAGUUUGUGGUAAAAGCUUCACUGCAAACAAAUAUUUGAGAGAGCACUCCGCAACACACAUUGGUGAGAAACCUUAUACAUGCCCAGUUUGUGGUAAAGGUUUCCUUAAUAAGGGAAAUUUGACAACACACACAUUCAUCCACUCUGGGGAGAGACCUUUUGCCUGCUCAGCUUGCGGACAAACGUUCACUCGGCGAGACCAUUUGGCAAACCACACAAGGACGCACACUUCUGAGAAACUUUAUACGUGCACAGUUUGUGGUAACCAUUUCUUUAAUAAAGGACAUUUGACAACACACACCAGAAUACACGCCGGGGAGAGACCCUUUGCCAUGUAAAUGUAGACGUUUACAUGUCAGGGCGUUGAACUGUAAGUGGAUCUUUCUGGGUGUCUUCGAGAAGGGUUUGUCUGAGCACUUGUAAUGAAACAUGUAAAGCAAUGCAUCUGUUUUGCCCGAUGUUUUCCUGACACGCAAAUCCAAAACUUGGACUCUUGAUGUCAAGAAAAGUGUCAAUGAAUAAAAUGCAACUAUAAAAAGUGAGUCAGUCACUCGCUGGGCGCCAUCUGUUUUGUCAAAUAGU